This is a messenger RNA of Cooperia oncophora, 546 nucleotides long. NCBI's taxonomy places the organism in Eukaryota, Metazoa, Nematoda, Chromadorea, Rhabditida, Trichostrongylidae. The record is from the annotation of a GenBank genome assembly.
AUGAGCAUCGACAUAUCAGAUGAAAGUUCCAUUGAUUAUGACGUUAUCGUGGUCGGUGCAGGUUUGGCCGGACUAAGAGUUGCUGCCAGGAGUGCUCAACUGGAACGCGAACUACACGGCGCUAAAACUAUUAUGUUUUCUCCAUCGAAACUUCCAUCCGGCUGUCAUCAAUGGAGUGAAUGGAGUUGCAAUCAGGUACUCGUUCUUGAAGCUAAAGAACGCGUCGGAGGAAGGACGUUGUCGGUCCCUAUGAAAGCCGCCAGAGGUGGCUCACUAAAAGCUGAGCUUGGAGGUACAUGGGUAUGCAAUGAGCAACGAAAUAUCCUGCAAUUAAUCGAGGAACUCGGUCUCAUAACAAUCCCACAGUAUUCGAAUGGGAUAAAAUGGGCACAACUGGGAACGCCCGGAUGGAGGCCAUACACUAACAGCCGCCCUAUGAAAAGCAUAUGGGAUUUCUCAACCAGUGAAGUAUUGAAUCUAUGGUGGAACGUACGAAAAAUGGAGAAACUCGCUGAAAAGGUGGGUAGAUUGCUUGUUGAAAGAUGA